This is a messenger RNA of Biomphalaria glabrata, 738 nucleotides long. RefSeq names its product NPC intracellular cholesterol transporter 2-like. Gene Ontology annotation, molecular function: sterol binding. Bases 238 to 678 code for a protein of 146 amino acids. The transcript has 4 exons. Lineage: Eukaryota; Metazoa; Mollusca; Gastropoda; Planorbidae. Gene Ontology annotation, biological process: sterol transport. The record is from RefSeq and is a predicted model, not a curated record.
GAGUAAUGAUGUUGAAUGUAAUAAGAAAUGUUUCUGUUUAUAUAUAGGUAAUGAUGUCAUGCAUUUCUUCUGCAGAUGUAGACGUGUUAAAAUAAUUAAUCGCCUAUAGUUUGUCUUUGGAAGCAAACAUUGUCAACAGCGUCACUGAUUCCCUUACGUCAUAGUACUUGGAAGCCUGUCAUAAUCAGGAGUAAGAAAGAUAACUCCAAGGGUUGUCGUCUGCUCUUGUUCACAGCCAUGAAGCUGAUCACAUUCCUCGUUGUGCUUUUUUCUUCAGCCUGUUGGGUCAAGUCCGACGUAGUCACUUUCAAGGAUUGUGGUUCAGAGCUCGGUACCAUCACACAAGUGGACAUCACUCCAUGUUCAAAUUUUCCUUGUCCAUUCAGAAGAAACGCCUAUACAAAUAUCACAGUAAAAUAUACAGCCAACUCUGACAUCGUCAGCGCCAGGACAAGUUUGGCGGCUUAUAUCGCUGGAAUGUCUGUGACUUUCCCGCUGCGUGAUAGUAACGCCUGCCACUCUAUGACGUGUCCAAUCAAAAAUGGAGACAAUGUGGUCUACAAAAGUCUAAUCUUUGUGCCGGAAGUGAAAAAGGUAUCGAUGGUCACAAGGUUCAAGAUACAGAGUGCAUCUCGUGACAUAGUUUGCUUCACUUUCCCAGUAACUAUCGUAGACUGAAGCCUCCCCUCUCUCCAGCCCUCCCUUUCUCAUAUUAGUAAUAUUUAAUAAAGUGUGAAA